Messenger RNA from Pygoscelis adeliae (Adelie penguin), 1349 nucleotides. It is a transcript of the gene ATPAF1, whose product is annotated as ATP synthase mitochondrial F1 complex assembly factor 1. The record is from RefSeq and is a predicted model, not a curated record. NCBI's taxonomy places the organism in Eukaryota, Metazoa, Chordata, Aves, Sphenisciformes, Spheniscidae. The transcript has 9 exons. Gene Ontology annotation, biological process: mitochondrial proton-transporting ATP synthase complex assembly. Gene Ontology annotation, cellular component: mitochondrion. Bases 1 to 777 code for a protein of 258 amino acids.
AUGAAUUCGUUUAGGCCAAAUGCUGCCUUGAAAUUCACUUACGUUGUUGCCGCCAGAUCCAGUCCAGAUGUGUUUGAAUCCCGUAUGGAAAAAAGAAAUGAAGUGAAAAAGCAGCCUGUGGGAUAUUCCAAUCAAGGAGAAUUUAUCAGAUGCAUGGAGGAAAAGGCAGAAGGCUUGGGCACAAAGACAUCAAAGGGAGGUUUCACAAAAGAUAAGACACUUGAUUCGAUUCUUAAUGUUGAGAUGGUGAAAGAAAAAUCAGCAGAGGAGAUAAAACAGAUUUGGAAUCAGUAUUUUUCUGCAAAAGAUACAGUUUAUGCUGUUAUUCCUGCAGGCAAGUUUGAUUUAAUAUGGAAGAGAGCCCAGAAGUGUCCAUCGUUUCUAUAUGCUUUGCCAAGAAAAGAAGGCUAUGAGUUCUUUGUGGGGCAGUGGUCAGGAACAGAAUUGCACUUCACUUCCCUAAUAAACAUUCAGACCCAAGGUGAAACUGCUCCUAGCCAGUUGGUCUUGUACCAUUAUCCUGAGCUGCAGAAGGAAAAAGGGAUAGUACUAAUGACAGCAGAAAUGGACUCUAAGUUCUUGGUGGUCCGUGAAGCACAGUGCUUGGCAAAUCAGGUGCAGCUUUUCUAUGCAACGGAUCGUUCCGAGACCUACGAAUUAGUGGAGACCUUCAACCACAGAUCUAGUGAAUUUAAAUAUAUGUCAGUUAUAGCAGAGCUUGAGCAAAGCGGACUUGGACGAGAACUGAGACCUGGUCAGGUUUCUGACAAGUCGUAGAUGCUGACCUGUGGGUGAAGCAAGCCAGCAGCAGGCAGGGGGAUUCCUGGAUGGGGUGGUCCUGUCUCUUUUUCUUUUACCAAUUUGAUUUGUCUACAGACAGGAUCUGGAGACGUCCUGGGAGUGUGAUAGUCAAGCCUGUCUGGCACUGAUGCAAGAUGAGGACUUGGGCCAUUUGAACGACAAUAACUGAUUGCCAAAAUGGAGCCCUGUACUUCAGUAGAACGAGCCGUUUUCCCAUCCUGUGACUUAGUGCAGCAUGCUGUAUUUUUGAAGUCUGAAAUAAAAUGACAGAAGGGGGGCUAUGUAAUGGACUAUAUUGACAUCAGGAGACAGAUGACAAUCAACGUUUCUUCUCAGUAAAUGCAUUUUAAAUGCCUUCCACCAUUAUAAUUGCAUGGCCCAGUGCUUUCUAAUCUGUGUGGAAUUUACACAGGCUUGUCCAUCAAGAAAAGAGAAUAGGACUGAUGGUCUAAAACAAACUUCUCUUUGUUAGUUUUGUGUGUGAGGUUCCUUACACAGAUGUAUACUGUGGCCUGUGUUUUUCUCAGGAUUAAAAAAUAGUGACUAGA